CGCCCCCCGUUUCCCCGCGCCAUCUCCACGUGGCCGCCCCCAUGGCCGCCGGCUCCCGCUGUGGGUCUGCCCCACAGCCCCCGUUCUCCUGCCGGGAAUGCGGUAAGUGCUUCCGCUGGUCCUCGCGCCUGGCCCAUCACCAGCGCAGCCACACGGCCGAGCGCCCCUACCAGUGCUCCCAGUGCCCCAAGGCCUUCAAGGGCUCCUCGGCGCUGCUCUACCACCAGCGCGGCCACACCGGCGAGCGGCCCUACCCGUGUCCCCAGUGCCCCAAGGCCUUCAAGCGCUCCUCACUGCUCCAGACCCACCAGCGGGUCCAUACUGGGCUCAGAGCCUUCGAGUGUGCCCAAUGCGGCCUCACCUUCAAGUGGGCCUCACAUUACCAGUACCACCAGCGGCAGCACACGGGCGAGCGGCCCUACCGCUGCCCCGAGUGCCCCAAGGCCUUCAAGAACUCGUCCAGCCUCCGGCGGCACCGGCAGCUGCACACGGGCGAGCGGCCCCACACGUGUGGGGUGUGCGGCAAGGCCUUCGCCCAGCCCUCCAACCUGCGGCAGCACCAGCGGGUGCACACGGGUGAGCGGCCCUAUGCCUGCCCCCAGUGCCCCAAGACCUUCACCCACUCCUCGAACCUCCGGCUCCAUCACCGCAGCCACACCGGUGCCCGGCCCCACCAGUGCCCCCAGCCCCCCACGCUGCCGAGCCCCACACCGGCCCCACCGGAGCCCCCCCCAUGGCGCUGCUCCUUGUGCCCGCUGAGCCUCGGCAGCCACCAGGAGCUGCUGGGCCACCAAAGGAGCCAUCGGUUGCCAACACCGGCACCAUCACCCCCAUCCCCUCGCCCCACCAAGACCUUGGUGCCGCGGCACCGCCACGGCCCCCCCGCUGCCCAGCGCCCAUUCAAGGGCCCCAAGGCUGCCCCACACUUAGGGGGGGGCUUCCCCCAUGGCACGACCGCGGCAUCGGAGCGCCCAUACCAGUGCCCUGAGUGUGGCAAAGCCUUCAAGGGCUCCUCGGGGCUGCGGUACCACCUGCGGGACCACACCGGCGAGCGGCCCUACCCGUGUCCCCAGUGCCCCAAGGCCUUCAAGCGCUCCUCACUGCUCCAGACCCACCAGCGGGUCCAUACUGGGCUCAGAGCCUUUGAGUGUGCCCAAUGCGGCCUCACCUUCAAGUGGGCCUCGCAUUACCAGUACCACCAGCGGCAGCACACGGGCGAGCGGCCCUACCGCUGCCCCGAGUGCCCCAAGGCCUUCAAGAACUCAUCCAGCCUGCGGCGGCACCGGCAGCUGCACACGGGCGAGCGGCCCCACACGUGUGGGGUGUGCGGCAAGGCCUUCGCCCAGCCCUCCAACCUGCGGCAGCACCAGCGGGUGCACACGGGUGAGCGGCCCUAUGCCUGUCCCCAGUGCCCCAAGACCUUCACCCACUCCUCCAACCUGCGGCUCCAUCGUCGCACCCACACCGGCGCCCGGCCCCACCGCUGCCCGCUCUGUGCCAAGGCCUUCACCGUGGCCUCAUACCUGCAGCGGCACCUGCGCAGCCACCCCACACCCCGGCCCCAGGCUCUGCUCCUGCUGCACGGCCCCAGCCCCACACCUGCCCCACGGAAGCUCCUGGUGCUGCCCGGCCCCAUGGCGGAGCCCUCCGAUGCCAGCCAUGGGUCCCAGGUGCUGGUGGUGCCCGGGGCAACGUGGGGCAGUGGGGUUGUCAUCCUAAAGAGUGGUGCCAAUGGGGGGAUCCCAUCGAGUGGGGGGCAGGCCCCACUGGUGGCCAAUGGGCAGCUCCAAGCCCUACCACAGCCAUUGGAUGUCACCAGCGUCCAGCUCCAUGCAUCCGAGGUGGCCACCAUCCAGCUCCAUGCACCCAAGGUGGCCAAUGGGCAGCUCCAAGCUCUUCCACAGGCCCCCAAGGUGGCCACCAUCCAGCUCCAUGCAUCUGAAGUGGCCAAUGGGCAACUCCAAGCCUUGCCAUCACCAUUGGAUGUCACCAGUGUCCAGCUCCAAGCAUCCAAGGUGGCCAAUGGGCAUCUCCAAACCCUACCACAGUCAUUGGAUGCCACCACCAUCCAGCUCCAGGGUGCUGAGAUGGCCAAUGGGCAGCUCCAAGCUCUUCCACAGGCCUCCAAGGUGGCCACCAUCCAGCUCCAAGCAUCCAAGGUAGCCAAUGGCCAGCUCCAAGCCUUGCCACCACCAUUGGAUGUCACCAGUGUCCAGCUCCAAGCAUCCGAGGUGGCCACCAUCCAGCUCCAAGCUCUUCCACAGGCCCCCAAGGUGGCCACCAUCCAGCUCCAGCCCAUGGAGGUGGCCAACAUCCAGCUCCAGAGCACAGAGGUGCCCAGUGGCCAUCUGGAAGCCACCGAGGUGCCCAACGGCCUCCAGAGCACUGAGGUGCUCGGGGUCCACAUCCAGGUGACUGAGGAGCCUGGUGCCCAGCACCAGGGGAUGGAGGUGCCCAAUGUCCAACUCAAGCCCCUUGAGGUGCCCAAUGUCCCAGUAAAGCCCAUUGAGGUACCCAGCAUCCAACUGAAGCCUAUGGAGGUGCCCAGUGUCCAACUCAAGACCUUGGAGAUUCCCAGUGUCCAACUGAAGCCCAUGGAGAUUCCCAACGUCCAACUGAACAUUGAGGUACCCAAUGUCCAAGUAAAGAACUUGGAGGUGCCCAACAUCUACCUGAAGCCUAUGGAGGUUUCUAAUGUCCAACUGAAGCCUGUUGAGGUGCCCAAUGCCCAAUUGAACACUGAGGUGCCCAGCGUCCAAGUAAAGACCUUGGAAGUGCCCAAUGUCCAACUAAAGACCUUGGAGAUGCCCAAUGCCCAACUAAAGACCAUCGGGGUACCCAACAUCCAACUCAAGCCCAUGGAGAUGCCCAGUGCCCAACUGAACAUUGAGGUACCCAACGUCCAAGUAAAGACCUUGGAGGUACCCAGCAUCCAACUGAAGACCUUGGAGAUGCCCAAUGCCCAACUCAAGGCCUUGGAGGUACCCAAUGUCCAACUGAAGCCUAUGGAGGUGUCUAACGUCCAACUCAAGCCCAUUGAGGUGCCCAAUGCCCAACUGAACACUGAGGUGCCCAGCGUCCAAGUACAGACCUUGGAGGUACCCAAUGCCCAACUGAAGCCCAUUGAGGUACCAAGUGCCCAGCUCAAGCCCAUGGAGAUGCCCAAUGUCCAACUGAAGCCCAAGGAGGUACCCAACAUCCAACUGAACAUUGAGGUACCCAGCGUCCAAGUAAAGACCUUGGAGGUACCCAAUGUCCAACUCAAGCCCAUGGUGAUGCCCAGUGUCCAACUGAACAUUGAGGUACCCAACAUCCAACUGAAGCCCAUUGAGGUACCCAGUGCCCAGCUCAAGCCCAUGGAGAUGCCCAAUGUCCAACUGAAGCCGAUGGAGGUACCCAACAUCCAACUGAACAUUGAGGUGCCCAAUGUCCAAGUAAAGACCUUGGAGAUGCCCAAUGCCCAACUCAAGAGCAUCGGGGUACCCAACAUCCAACUGAAGCCUAUGGAGGUGUCUAACGUCCAACUCAAGCCCAUUGAGGUGCCCAGUGUCCAAGUGAACACUGAGGUGCCCAAGAUCCAAGUAGGGACCUUGGAGAUGCCCAAAGUCCAACUCAAGCCCAUGGAGAUGCCCAGUGUCCAACAGAAGCCCAUGGAGGUACCCAACGUCCAACUGAACAUUGAGGUACCCAAUGUCCAAGUAAAGACCUUGGAGAUGCCCAAUGCCCAACUCAAGCCCAUGGAGAUGCCCAAUGCCCAAGUGAACAUUGAGGUACCCAACGUCCAAGUAAAGACCAUGGAGGUGCCCAAAGUCCAACUAAAGACCAUCGGGGUACCCAACAUCCAACUGAAGCCCAUUGAGGUGCCCAACGCCCAACUCAAGCCUAUGGAGGUGCCCAACAUCCAACUGAAGCCUAUGGAGGUGCCCAACGUCCAACUCAAGCCUAUGGAGGUGCCCAACAUCCAACUGAAGCCUAUGGAGGUGCCCAAUGCCCAACUCAAGACUAUGGAGAUGCCCAGUGUCCAAGUAAAGACCUUGGAGGUACCCAAUGUCCAGCUAAAGUACAUCGGGGUACCCAACAUCCAACUCAAGCCUAUGGAGAUGCCCAAUGCCCAACUGAACAUUGAGGUACCCAACGUCCAACUCAAGCCCAUGGAGAUGCCCAAUGCCCAACUCAAGCCCAUUGAGGUGCCCAACGUCCACCUGAAGCCCCUGGAGGUGCCCCAGGCCCCCCCCGAGCUGCUCAUGGCCGGUCCCCCCCCAUCCCCAUCCAUGGGGCUGCCCCCGAUGCUGCUGCUGCUGCAGGGGCCUGGGGGGGGCCCUGCCCGGCUCCUCCUGCUCCAGCCCCACACCCGGGGGGGCACCGGGGGGGACAUGGGGACACCGGAGCUGAGCAAUGGGCCCCUGGUGCACACGUGAUGGGGCAGCACCGGCACAACAGGGACACCCCAUGGAGCCCCCAUGGACACCCUAUGGA
This is a messenger RNA of Melopsittacus undulatus (budgerigar), 4476 nucleotides long. Its product is annotated as zinc finger protein 628-like. The record is from RefSeq and is a predicted model, not a curated record. Gene Ontology annotation, molecular function: DNA-binding transcription repressor activity, RNA polymerase II-specific; RNA polymerase II cis-regulatory region sequence-specific DNA binding. NCBI's taxonomy places the organism in Eukaryota, Metazoa, Chordata, Aves, Psittaciformes, Psittaculidae. Bases 42 to 4418 code for a protein of 1458 amino acids. The transcript has 2 exons. Gene Ontology annotation, cellular component: nucleoplasm. Gene Ontology annotation, biological process: regulation of transcription by RNA polymerase II.